This is a messenger RNA of Erigeron canadensis, 1533 nucleotides long. RefSeq names its product probable serine/threonine-protein kinase PBL15. The transcript has 5 exons. The record is from RefSeq and is a predicted model, not a curated record. Lineage: Eukaryota; Viridiplantae; Streptophyta; Magnoliopsida; Asterales; Asteraceae. Gene Ontology annotation, biological process: protein phosphorylation. Bases 85 to 1347 code for a protein of 420 amino acids. Gene Ontology annotation, molecular function: protein kinase activity; ATP binding.
GAUUUGUAUCAAGAUAACCCCAGAUGGUUAAUACUUAUACUCAUCCACUGAUCACCAUCUCACUAAUCAUUUCCAUCAAUAAUCAUGAAAGAUACACCAAAACGUUGGAAACCUUACUGUUGUACCGCCAACGACAAGGUUUUUUGCAACUUUAGCCGUUGCAGACCCUCUAAAUCCGAGUUCUCCAAGAACGUGGCACCAUCACCAUCUUUCAGGCGCAUGUCUUUCUCAGACCUUAGCAGGUCAUCUUCCUUACGUAUUAGUGAAGACAUAGCACAAACUUUUGGGCCCGACUUGUGCGACUUUAAAAUGAGUGAGUUGAGAGCCAUAACUCAUAACUUCUGCAGUAAUUUCUUGCUGGGGGAAGGUGGCUUCGGUAAGGUUCACAAAGGUUAUGUGGACGAGAACAUGAGGCCUGGAUUGAAGGCUCAACCGAUUGCUGUUAAGCUUCUUGAUAUCGAAGGAUUGCAAGGUCACCGCGAGUGGCUUUCAGAGGUGAUAUUUCUCGGUCAACUUAGGCACCCAAAUUUGGUAAGACUGCUUGGAUAUUGUUGUGAGGAAGAAGAGAGAGUUCUCGUGUACGAAUUCAUGCCUCGUGGGAGCUUGGAGAACCAUUUGUUCAAAAGAAUUUCAGUUUGUCUGCCAUGGGGGAUCAGGAUAAAGAUUGCAAUAGGUGCAGCCAAAGGUCUUGCGUUCUUGCAUGGUGCUGAAAGCGCUGUUAUAUAUCGUGACUUCAAAACAUCGAACAUCUUACUUGAUUCCGACUUUAAUGCAAAGUUAUCUGAUUUUGGUCUGGCAACAAUGGGUCCAGAAGGAUCAAACACUCAUGUGACAACUAGAGUCAUGGGAACAUAUGGAUAUGCUGCCCCUGAAUAUGUCAACACUGGACACUUGACCACAAAGAGUGAUAUCUAUAGCUUUGGAGUGGUAUUGCUAGAAAUAUUGACUGGAAGAAGAGCAAUGGAUAAAAAGAGACCGAAAAAGGAGCAAAAUCUAGUGGAUUGGGCUAAGCCAUACCUGAGUAGUAGCCGAAGAGUUCGUGGAAUAAUUGACCCUAGGUUGGCUGGUCAAUAUUCCGUUAAGGGGGCCAAAGAGAUGGCCCUUUUAGCAUUGUACUGUGUGAGCCCGAACCCUAAAGACAGACCAAAAAUGCCUGCAAUAAUAGAAACCCUUGAAGGCCUCAAGAAUCUCAAAGACAUGGCAGUCACUUGUGGACAAUGGCCCCCUGCUUCAAAAAAGACAACCCCAAGGAAUGCAGUUUAUAUGCCAAAAGAAGGAAAGGAAAUCAAUGGGGGUCGUAUUUACUGGAAACAAACUCCUGUUAAGAAGAUAAUCACAAAAGGGUAAUGAGCAGAAAUGACGAUUAAGUUACAGAGAAAUAAAUCCUACAUCCUACAUAAGUAGAUAUGUGUAAAUGAUAAUCCCAUAUAUGUAAAUAAAUUCUGAUAAAUAUGUGCUCGUGUACAUGUUAUUCUGUGUGACAAAGAAAGAGUUACUCUAAUGGAUAUUGUCUUCAAAAGUGGUCUAUAAAAU